UUCUGUGUUUCGGACAGUGUAAUACCCAGUGCCGAAGCUGGGUGUCCCGCGUCGGUAAAUUGUUUUAACCCCUUAACAUCUUUGUCAUAGCUAAUGUUUCUUCCGUGACUUGCGUUAACAGACGUGGACGUGGGGUGAGCUGCGUUUUUAUCUUGUCUGGAAAGGGUGAAGUUUACUCCCUGCAUUGCAGCCACAGUGCUGCUGGAAUCAAACACAACAAUGGCGACUCCCAGUCCUAGCACCAAUUCAACAACCUCCUCCUGCAGUAAGACCAAUAACGCAGGUUCCAUACUACACCACUACCAAACGCAGGCUCAACAUUUAACAACAAUGACAAACAUGCAGGAUUCCAACACUUGCUGGAGAUGUCAAAAUGAAACAGCUAACCGCAGAGCCCUGAAGUUAACCUUUGCCAAUGCUCCCAUGAAACCAACCACAAGGCUCCCAAUCUCUACUGUGACUCCUCCAUUCCAAAACCCUCAUAUAGAGAGGCUGAGGACACACAGCAUCGAGUCGUCGGGGAAGCUGAAGAUCUCUCCAGAGCAGCACUGGGACUUCACUGCCGAGGACCUGAAGGACCUGGGCGAGAUCGGCAGAGGCGCCUACGGCUCUGUCAACAAGAUGGUGCACAUACCCAGCAACCAGAUCAUGGCCGUGAAGAGGAUUCGCUCCACCGUGGAUGAGAAGGAGCAGAAGCAGCUGCUGAUGGACCUGGAUGUAGUCAUGAGGAGUAGCGACUGUCCCUAUAUUGUCCAGUUUUAUGGCGCUCUUUUCAGAGAGGGUGACUGUUGGAUAUGUAUGGAGCUCAUGUCUACCUCAUUCGACAAAUUCUACAAAUAUGUAUAUUGUGCAUUAGAUGAUGUCAUUCCGGAGGAGAUACUAGGCAAAAUAACAUUAGCAACUGUGAAAGCACUGAAUCACUUAAAAGAAAACUUGAAAAUAAUCCACAGAGACAUCAAACCCUCCAACAUUCUCCUGGACCGAAACGGUAACAUAAAGCUUUGUGACUUUGGCAUCAGCGGCCAGCUGGUGGACUCCAUAGCUAAGACCAGAGAUGCCGGAUGCAGGCCCUAUAUGGCGCCUGAGAGAAUAGACCCCAGCGCUUCCAGGCAAGGAUAUGAUGUCCGAUCAGACGUCUGGAGUUUGGGAAUCACUCUGUACGAGCUGGCUACAGGACGCUUCCCUUACCCUAAGUGGAACAGCGUGUUUGACCAGCUGACCCAGGUGGUCAAGGGGGACCCCCCUCAGCUAUUCAACUCUGACGAGAGGCAGUUCUCCCCGAAAUUCAUCAACUUUGUCAAUCUAUGCCUUACAAAGGAUGAAUCAAAAAGGCCAAAGUAUAGAGAGCUUCUGAGGCACCCAUUCAUUCAGAUGUACGAGGAACGGGAGGUGGAUGUGGCCAGCUACGUGAUCAGGAUUUCCGAUCAGAUGCCCACCUCACCCAGCUCGCCCAUGUACGGGGACUGAUCCCGCGUCCCGCUUCCAAGCUCUGACCAAGGACCUCGGGUAACCUUUCGGGUGCACAGCAUCGCUUAGUGACAUGGUUUCGUAUUUAAACAGCAAUGAAACAAACAAACAUGCAAACAGACAAACAAAUGACAUAAAAGAAUUCCCAAAAUGUUCUGUGCAAUAAACAUGACUCUCAUACCGGUAUCCGUGUCCAUCAAAUAUUGAUCGUUAAAUGUCAUAUUCACUUCAACAGUUUUCACACAGUGUAGUGUCCAAUCAUGUAGGUUCCAUCUUGCCAUCCCAUGACAUGCAUCAGUAGAAAACCAAACUUGAACACUCUCACUGUCUGAUACCACCAUCAUUCACCUUUGCUUGAAUGAGAAUAAAAAAAAAAGUAAAAUCUAUACUUGAACACAAUGUAAACAAAUACAGAUUUACCAAAUAAGAAAACAAAGUUACAUUCAAAUGGAAACCCAUAAGCCAUCCACACGUGUGUUUCAGUCACCGUAUAUGUAAUAGUAGUAUGCCAAUGUACAGUCAAUGAGACACAGACCAACCCACAUUCGCAUUUUAGCAAAUCACGACGUUAAACACUCGCGCUUUUCUGUAAAUGAAUGCGUAUGCGAAAGUAUUGUUACGUAACAACGAAAAGUGUACUGUGGCUUCAUAAUGUGUUCUGAUUAUGCAAUAUUUUUAAAAGAAAGAAAAAAAAAAAAAGAUAGUUUGCCUUUCAGAUGCAGAAUUCACUCAAGGUAUACUAAUGCUAAUAUGUUUACGCCGCAUAAAAAGGACUAUUCCUUCGCAGAACAGUUUACUUGAUGUGGUGUGUGUGUGUGUAUGCUUAGAGUGGUAAGACAAUUCACAAAUUGUAAAUGUGUAUUUAUAUAUUCCUCAGCGCAAAACAGUAAGACAAUUGUAAAACUUCACAGUACAUCCGCCUUGCACCAGUCCUUGUACAGAUGGCCAAUGGAGUCUGCCUCUUUACCUGAAACCACACAUUGAUACACACAGCAUGCUAACGACAGAAUUAGCAUGACAGCUUAGCUUGUGUCGACGGAAUGUUCUUUUCUUUUACUUUUUUUGUUCUCCCCUUUUUAGAUUUUUUUUAACUACUGUAUUCAGGUUACCUUCAAAGUAGAUGCAUAAAUGUCUUGGAAGAAGGCGUCCAGUGAAAUGGUUAGAUUUGGAUCAGUCCCAUCCUAAGGAGUAGAGCCAGACAGUAUUCAGCAGUCUAGGAAAGGCAGGUUUGGAUAUCACUGGAGUGGUGUGAGUCAUCUUGACUGAUUCAUAUAAAAGAUGAUUUACUGUUAUAUAAAACAUUGAACUUUGCUUUUUAACAGGGCAGUUGUUUUUUUGGUCUGCUUUCCGUUUGUGCCGUCUGUGGCUUUUUGAGAUGAAAGCUCCAGCAGCAGUUUUAUGAAUUCAGUUCUUCUACACUUUGACAUGCGUGUGUGUGUCAAAAACAAAACAAAACACACACACAAAAAAAAUAACCUUCACCUGUAAUGUUGACACAAUCUCUUUUAAAAGGAGGUAGACACAAAUGAUGUAAAAAUGGCAAUUUAUUAGAAUGUUAAUAGUAGAGGGCAAAGUAAUAUUAUGGGCAAGUAUUAUUCUAUUGUAUCUUUAUUGAGGGUUGGGGGAGAAGGUGUACAGUAUGUUCACACUGUGAAAAUAUUUUAAAUGUAUGUUCUGAACCAUAGCAAAUUGUUUAAAACAUGAGAAUUAAAAAAAAAGAUGACGUGCAGGGAUCUUGCCUUAUAUGUCUUGUAGCAGGAGCGCUGGUGCAGUCCAGUAGCCCCUCCUAUUUACUUCACAUAUAUUUAUGAAAGUAUCCAUGAAAUUUUAGUGUUCACAUAGUAAUGAUAUGAGCUGAGUAUCUGCCCGCGGGUCAGUUGUAAUUAAAUUAGGAUUUGACUUGUGACCUUAUUGUCAUUGUUUUGUAAGGUCUGGAAAUACAAAAAUGGCUCAAUAAAGGAAAUUGAUCAGCAA
This is a messenger RNA of Clupea harengus (Atlantic herring), 3441 nucleotides long. It is a transcript of the gene map2k4b, whose product is annotated as mitogen-activated protein kinase kinase 4b. Gene Ontology annotation, biological process: MAPK cascade; protein phosphorylation. NCBI's taxonomy places the organism in Eukaryota, Metazoa, Chordata, Actinopteri, Clupeiformes, Clupeidae. The record is from RefSeq and is a predicted model, not a curated record. Gene Ontology annotation, molecular function: JUN kinase kinase activity; ATP binding.